AUGGAAAGGCACAAACAGCAAGAACUGGAAGAAGUCCAGCCUCUACAACAACCAAGCCUCGUCACGUGUUGGGCGUUCCUUCUUCUCCUUUGCCUCGCCAGCCUGAUAUAUCGAAAGUUGGGCAGGACAGUGAAGGUGAAGAGAAAGGAAACAAGCAGCCUUGCUAUCCAACAUAGUGAUAAGUCAGCAGAUACCAGCACGGAGAUACGACCUCUUCAUGGCUUCGACGUCGCCAAAAUCGAGCCACAUCCAUACCGGCCUUGGAAGUCGGGCAAGUUUGUCAUGUCAAUGGGCAUUCAGAAGGUCAGACACGAAGAGUGGUUGUCGCUUGACAACAGAUACUGGGAAGAGCAAGCUCUGAGACGGUAUCUACUGGAGCAUGAACGAGAAGGUGUAACUCAAGUGUUGCCAGAAGCAGAAGCAGCAUGUAUCGAGACACUGGACCUCAUCAUAGAUUACCUGACCAGACGAUUCCCGCAUCUCUUCUUCUAUCUCGAUGACAGGCCAGACCAUCUCCACAACAAGCUCACGGGUAUGACCUUCAAGGUGACAGCCCCGUACGAUAUGCCGCCCCUACACAUUGCUGCGCAGUUGGUCAUGGAAGACCUCAACAUCUUGAUGCAAGGUUAUGGUGGAGAUCCGGAGCAAUACUACCUGGUUGCAAGCUUCAGCAUGGCACCAGCAGGAUGGCACCUAGAAGAGCGCAUUGGCUGGCCGCUGUGGAAAAUACACUCACCGGUUCCGCUCUGGGCGGACCACCUCCGGAAAUCUGUGGAUCGAUACUUUCUCCGGAUGAAGCCGGACAGUCCUAUCUCAAGACACAACUUCUUCAUUCAGACCACCGACGUCUUGUUCCAGCAAGAACCAUUCGCUGCAAAGCUUCCACAGCCACCGAAAAUUGAAGAUAUCCGACUGCGGCAUGAAAGGCAGACGCUAAGAAGACUAUCAGAAACGGGUGCCAUUCUCUUCACUGUGAGGACGUAUAUGACGCCGUUAUUGGACUUGGAGGACGAUGUAGACAGCAUUCGAGAGCUGUCAGGAGCAAUCAAGGCGAUGCCAAAGGAGAUGGCCAUAUAUAAAGGAGAACUUCUUUGGGGUGAAGUUGUUGAGGCAUGGUGUGAAGAACGACUGCGGCAGCUUGCGUCGGACCAUGAUGGUAUUGGCUGCAUACGAGCAGGGUAUAUUUGCGAGGGAUAUCCGAACAUCAUCAGGUUCGAGGAGAACAAACCCAGAAGAUCCAGUCAAGCUCAACCUGUUCCAGUUCGCAACCUGCCGUCAUCUCCUCCUGAAGGUCCCUCAUCGACGACUGCCAUUCUUCAAGAUACCACAGUCGCCGCUGCUGACUCGGAUGCAUUCAUGAACUGGUUUCUCCCUGAUGACUCAAUUCCAGACUUCGUGGGCAUGAACGACGUCAGCACUUUGAACAUAUUUAGUCCGCUGGAAGGCGCGAUGAUGAUGUACCCUGGGAUGAGUCCGAAUUUCCCGCCACAAACCUACACGCCUCAGCAACCCAACCACGAAACCGAAAUACCUCGAAGCAUUCCGUUUUUGAUCAGUGGAGUCGGUUCCCAUAUCGAGCAGAAGUUCUUCUAUCACUUCACCAAUGUCACCUCUCGCGUGCUCACGAUAUGCAACGACGAAAAGAAUCCGCUGCUCACAGUCGUGUUGCCUCGCAGCCUAGAUGAUCCGAUGAUAGCUAAAGCUAUUUCCUGUCUUGGGGGCUCGCACUUGGUCAACCUCCAGCCUGAAGCGGAGACUCGAAUGAAAGCUGAGAAGCAACGGCUUCUCAGGGACGCGCUCCAUCAGCAAACAGCUCGGUUACAUAGCUUAAGAGCGACAAAGCCAUUGCGCUCAAGCUCGGAGGUCGAAGCAAUAUUGGCAAGCACGCUUCUCUUAUGCCUAUAUGAAAUAUCCGAAGGCUCUGGUAACAUUUCCUGGAAAUUAAGGCUUGACGAAGCGAGGGAGCUCAUUCAGACUUGUUUGCAGAGCUCUGUGCCGGCGACUCAGUGCGCUCACUCUGAUGCGCAAGCCGUGGAUUCCAUAGGAGUGAAUCAGUUCCUGCUGGAUUUCUUUGCCUAUCACGACAUUCUAGCCGGAGUCACUGAUGCAACGCGCGAACCAGUGUUGGACUCCACCAUCCGCGCGUCGCAGACACAAGACGAUAUAUACAUGAUGAUUGGAGCAGAUAACGGCCUGUUCGGACUCAUCGCCAAGAUCGCCGCUUUGCGGGCUGAUGCCAUCGCAAACGGUAGGACGAAUGUCACCGUCAUUUGCGAAGCCAUCCGCAUAUGGGAGGAACUUGAUGCAUGGAAACCAGACACAGAUGACAAGGACCAAAGAUUGGCAUUCUCCGCCUAUUCUGCUGCCUUGUUCGUUUGGCUGUACUCGAUCGUGUAUCCGGACAAGGUGGCUGAUGAUAAAGUCCAAACAUGCAUUCGGCAAGGAUUGGACGAUAUGCAACAGAUACAAGCCAGCGGAGUCCUGGCCUUUUUGCUUUUCCCAGCCUUCGUCUUUGGGUUCGCCAGCGUCCUGUCGGAGCAACGCGCGGAGGUCUCGGCCAUGUUUGAUCGAUUGAGCAGCUUCAGCGGUCUUGGGAAUGUGCGGCUAGCUCGUGACUUGGUCAAGAGCUCGUGGCUAGAUCAUGGGACUGGUUGUAUCCGACCUUGGGAUUGGAUGCAGCAAAUGCAGACGAAUGGUAUCAGUGUGCCUGUCACUUGAGCCGGCAGGGAAUUCUAGCAGCCAGCCUAUGUGGCCAUUGGUGACACCAGCAGCAAGAGUCUGUUAGCACAUGGAUGCCUGCGGCCCUUCUCAGCAGGACACUUUGCUACUGAUAUGGUAUAAGUCCUGCCUCGACCUGAACAGAGCCUGCCCAAAGACAGCCCCACAAUGCUCAGCGCCCACCCGAACCCAACGCCAGUAGGAAUCAGGAGUUCAGAAUGAUAUGCAACAACCAUGGUUUGAGGGCGUACGGUACUGGGCCUUCAGUUACUUCGUCUAGGACGUUUUUACAAACAG
Messenger RNA from Exophiala xenobiotica, 3015 nucleotides. RefSeq lists its product as uncharacterized. Bases 1 to 2718 code for a protein of 905 amino acids. NCBI's taxonomy places the organism in Eukaryota, Fungi, Ascomycota, Eurotiomycetes, Chaetothyriales, Herpotrichiellaceae. Gene Ontology annotation, cellular component: nucleus. Gene Ontology annotation, biological process: positive regulation of transcription by RNA polymerase II. Gene Ontology annotation, molecular function: DNA-binding transcription factor activity; transcription cis-regulatory region binding. The record is from RefSeq and is a predicted model, not a curated record. The transcript has 4 exons.